GCCAUCACAGCAGGCUUCGUCGCCCACAUGACGCCACCACAGACGCCCGGCAGUCCGCCGCCUGACAUGGACGUGGUGCCACUCAAUCAAUCACUUUUCCACAACUACCUGCGCGCCCUCUAUGCCUUCGAUCCGGCAACGAGUGCCAUGCCAGAGGAAGACACUUCGCUUGCCACUGUCGCCAUCAGACCUGGCGACCUCAUUCUGGUGCAUUGCAUACAUGCGAAUGGCUGGGCUGACGGCACUGUACUCAAUACUGGCGCCCGUGGAUGGCUACCCACCAACUACUGCGAAGCGUACGACCACGCCUAUUUGCGCAAUCUUCUCAACGCCAUGACUCAAUUCUGGGACCUGAUUGGCGCCGAAGAAGAUGCAAAUCUGUCGACGUUCGUAAGGCAAGACUAUAUCAGAGGCUUAAUCGCCGGCGUCAGAUGUCUUUUGGAGCGAGCUGACUGCUUGCAUCGAGAAUCCCCAACAGUCAAGCGACAUGCCGGAGUACGGAGGAUGCGCAAAGGGCUCUUGGCGGAUUUGUCCACGUUGGUGCAGAUCGCAAAGAGGCUGCAAGAGACCAUCAGCGAACCAUUUGCCGGAGAAGUUGUCCACGUGCUGCUCGAUGACUUGAUCUGCAAAGCAUUCAAGGUCGUUACUAGAGCGGUCAGCUUCACUGACGUCUGGACUCAAGACACUGGCAACGACUCCUUACGAUUAAGCAUGUACGGGAAGCCAGUAUCGGAGGCCCAUCUGGAGAUUGACACGGCAAUGUCGGCAUCGAAGGACAUGGCCGGUCCAAUCGACUCUGGAAAGCAUCUACCGGAACUCGGCGUGCGUGCGGAUGCUUCCCACGAGCCACAAGACGAACGCCAGAGCAUUGACGAGAAAGCCCCGCGCCACUCGGUGGUGUUCACGCCUCCUGAUGGCGUCGUCGCUCAUCGUCUCUCCACCAUAACAAAGGACAAGAUUCCCCACGGCUUAGGAUUACUAGCUUCUGAGCAACUCGCAAAUGUACACGACGUCUGCAUCAGUCACAUCGGUGCAUUCAUUGGCCACCAUUUGCAUGCAAGACCUGCUUCUGAGCUGGUUGCCACUACUGAGCGCCUUGUGAAAGCGUGUCGAAGCAUGCUCGCCAUUAUCGACGAAGUAUAUACGCAUGACCCGCUAGCAUCGCCAUCCGUGCAGCAGGUGAAGAAGGACUUCGAAGUGAAAAUAGAAGAGCUGGCAAAGUCCACUCAGGAUGUGUUCAGAUUUUCUGAAAAUCCAGAGGACGACAUCAUCAUGCUGCCCGGCCAGACCGACCAUUUGAUCAACCUAGGCACCAGCAUGAUCAGCAAUACUGGGCAAUGUGUGGUCAAGACACGGCAACUGAUCGAGCAAAUUGGAGAUUUCGAGCUCAAAUCCGCAGGUACUCAGACAUCUAGGAGCAGCCGUGAGAUUCAGCCUGAACAGUCGGUGGCAGCGCCCGAGGAGCCCGGCGAGCGAGAUGUCAAAGCAGAAAAUCGACAAUCCAUCGACAUGAAGCUGACGCCGCCACCCGCUGCGCCUCCACCAGUGCCAGAGGAAGCACGCACCGUUGUAGAAGCGGAAAGUCCUCUCGCAACGUCUGCAGAGGCAGGAUCGUCGACCGAGGAAUUGAACAAGGACUUGCCACCACUACCUGUGUCGAAUCAUCGGAGGUCAAUGGUUCGAGCCUCGCAUACUUCAAGUAUUCAUGGCGUGGAGUCGCUGAAAAGCCCACGGACCUUCCGCUCUGACUCUAUCAGCCCAGCCCGAAAGGAUAGCUUUGGCAUCUCGAUAGCAGGCUCUACGGAGACAUUUUUCAGCAGCACACGAGAUUCAAGCAUGACUGCUGCUUCCCAAGCUUCUACUAGGGCAACGACUCCUGAACAGUCUAAGGACUCUACAACUCCGGACCCAGCAAUGAUGGAUAGCUUCGCGAGCCUGUCUAGCAUGCGCUCGCUGGGUACGGAGGCCAGCUUAGACGUGGAGGCGCAGCUCCUGCAGAAGACCUUGGUGGAACAGCUGACAACACACGACGUGGCACCAGAUCCACAAUUUGUGACCGCCUUCUUCCUGACGUUUCGAAAGUUCACGGAACCCCGAGAAUUCGCCCGGGCCCUGAUUGACAGAUUUGAUUAUAUCGGCGAGAGCAAGACGAGUGGCACCCCCGUGCGACUACGCAUUUACAAUGUCUUCAAAGGCUGGCUGGAGACGUAUUGGAGCGCGGAAGCUGAUAAGGAUGCUCUUGGCGAAAUUCGCUUCUUCGCCCUCCACAAGUUGAAGCAGGUGCUGCCCACGGCUGGUGACCGUUUGAUAGAGCUGACGCGGAGAAUCACUGAGGCCUACUCAAAUGGAACCAUUGACGGUCCUCUGGUCUCCGGCGUUGGGAAAUCAAGCAUGUCGAUCAGCACGCAGACCAGGAACGAUAUGCCGGACUCCGUAGUCACCAUUCGGCAGCUCAACGCUCUUCGACUCGCGGCAGAGGGUGGAACGCAGUGCAGCAUCGUGGAUUUCGAGCCCGUUGAGGUUGCUCGGCAGAUUACUCUACUUGUCGCGAAAACCUACUGCGAGAUCCGUCCCGAGGAGCUGAUCAGUAUGGAAUGGUCAAAGGUCAACACCAAGAAGGCCAAGAAUGUGCGUAAGAUGUGCAUGCUCAAUACUGAUCUGGCACACCUUGUUGCCGACACGAUCCUGGCCCCAGAUUCAGCCAAGUCCCGAGCAGCCAUGAUCAAACAAUGGGUCAAGGUGGCAGUUGCAUGCCUCGACCUCAACAAUUACGACUCGGUCAUGUCUAUUAUGUGUUCUAUCAACUCUUCGCCGGUGCAACGGCUCAAGAAGACAUGGGACGUGGUUAGCAAGAAGACCAAGGCCCGCUUGCAGGAAUUGGACAAGGUUACCGACAUGUCCAAAAAUUACAACAGCCUACGUCGCCGUCUCGAAGCGCCUGCGGCGCCUUGCCUGCCAUUCCUAGGUGUCUAUCUGACGGACCUGACGUUCGUCAUCGCCGGGAAUCCUAGGAAGCGACAUGUGCCUGGCAGCGUGACCGAAAGCGGCGAAGAGCUUUCUGUCAUCAACUUCGACAUGUACAUGCGCAUCGCCAAGAUCAUUAGCCAUCUACAGAGAUUUCAAGUGCCUUAUCGGCUCAAGACGGUGCCUGAAAUGCAGACGUGGAUGGAAUUGCACCUCGCGCGCAUGCGUGCAGGCCACGAUGAUAUGGUCGGCACCUUCCACCGUCGGAGCCUCUUCAUUGAGCCAAAGGAC
Pseudocercospora fijiensis CIRAD86 is the source of this 3255-nucleotide messenger RNA. RefSeq lists its product as uncharacterized. The transcript has 2 exons. Gene Ontology annotation, molecular function: protein binding; guanyl-nucleotide exchange factor activity. Gene Ontology annotation, biological process: Ras protein signal transduction; positive regulation of GTPase activity. The record is from RefSeq and is a predicted model, not a curated record. NCBI's taxonomy places the organism in Eukaryota, Fungi, Ascomycota, Dothideomycetes, Mycosphaerellales, Mycosphaerellaceae. Gene Ontology annotation, cellular component: plasma membrane. The annotation marks the transcript as partial.